Messenger RNA from Striga asiatica, 636 nucleotides. The record is from the annotation of a GenBank genome assembly. NCBI's taxonomy places the organism in Eukaryota, Viridiplantae, Streptophyta, Magnoliopsida, Lamiales, Orobanchaceae.
AGAGGAACUGCACUGGUCCUCGCCAACUUCAUGCUUGUGGUGUCAUUUGAUAAAGCCUUCUUCGGUCCUCCGGCAGCCGGCGUACCUAUCGUCCUUCAGCGGGCUGAACAUUUUCGAAUCGGACAAUCGAAAUUUCGACAGCAAAAGCUGAGGAGGAAGAACGCCUUGCACCCCUGCCUCGCCAUUAGAGAUGUCAGGUUCAGAUCUGACGGCGAGGAGACUGGAGCCUCCACCUCCAGCGAGGUGAGGACGUGUCUAAUUUGGAUGACAAAGAUGUUGUCGACAUUGGGUGGUGGCGUCGCCGUCGAUGACGGCGUCAUCAACGUGGGAGAAGCCAACCUUUCUAGCCUUGAUGACGGUGAUGUUGACGAAGCCAGGAGUUCCGGCGGCCUCACCGGUGGCCUGGAAGAUGUAGAAGGUGGUGGUGGAGCCUCUGGUGAUCUGGUGGAGCUUCUUGGAGCCGAUGGAGCCGAUGUAGUCAACGCAGAUGUGAAAGGAGAGGAUGUUUUCUCUCUAUCUGCAAUUAAAUGUGAUGUGAUGAUUGCGUGUGCGGGUGGAGUGGCGUGUGCAGAUUCACUGUGUAAAAAGAGGCCCAACGCCAGCCCGAGUCUCAACAAGUCUUUUCGAAACAUGUAG